Molecule: messenger RNA, 1065 nt
Organism: Manihot esculenta (cassava)
Lineage: Eukaryota; Viridiplantae; Streptophyta; Magnoliopsida; Malpighiales; Euphorbiaceae
Product: transcription factor LAF1
Exons: 3
Coding region: 80-895 (271 amino acids)
Source: RefSeq, a predicted model, not a curated record
CUCUUCUCUCUCUCUCUCUCUCUCUCUUUCAGACACACAUAAACAAAACAAGUCAACAUUUUCCUUUCUGUGGCCAUAUAUGGGUUGCAGGUCUUCAGACAAGCCAAAGCCGAAGCACAGGAAGGGCUUGUGGUCACCUGAAGAAGACCAAAAGCUCAGAAAUUAUGUCCUCAAACAUGGUCAUGGCUGCUGGAGCUCCGUCCCCAUUAACGCCGGCCUGCGAAGGAACGGGAAGAGCUGCAGAUUGAGGUGGAUUAAUUACUUGAGACCUGGACUAAAACGAGGCACGUUUUCCUUACAAGAGGAGGAGACAAUCCUCAACCUUCAUCGCUUGUUAGGCAACAAGUGGUCUCAAAUGGCACAGCAUUUGCCUGGAAGAACAGAUAAUGAGAUAAAGAACUACUGGCAUUCUCAUUUGAAGAAAAAGAUUCACAAAGCUGAUCAUGGAGUAUUGGAGGAGCCAAAUGCACACGACACAAGCUCAGAUAAUUUGGAAUCUAAUAAUAGAGAUCAGUCUGUUGUUCAGUUGUCUGAUCACUCUCCUAAAAAAGCAUACAGGAGCAGCUUGCCUAAGCUUAUGUUCGCAGAGUGGCUUUCACUUGACAGCUUUUCAAGUUUGAAUGAGCCAAUAAUGGGUUCCUUGGAUCAAAACAAUUCCAGGUUCCAGGACAACCUCAUGCAAGGUUGUGUUUUGAAUGAGGGAACAUUUUGUAACAGUGAGUUCCAUAAUUCGAUAAGCGAUGCCUCUGCCGAGGAGAUGUUCAGUUCACAGUUCAGAUUUGAAUGGGAGAGCUCAGGAAACGAUCAGUUUGUUGAUUUUGGGUCUGGAGAUGAUAUAUGUAGUGAAUUCACCGUCAAUAACGAUUUGAUGUUCAUACAAAAUUAUAAGCACUGAGCUGCAAAGGCAUGUUAAUUUCUAGGCAACUUCAAGGAAGAAUAAUUUCUCGUUACACUUCAUAUGAGGAAAAGUUCUAGUUAUUCCAUUGACUUUGUAAUAAAAAAAUUGGAAGUACAUAAUAAUAUUUAACAGAAGAUACCAUAUCUCCAGAAGAAGUGUCUGUUAAU